UCCAUCUGGAUUUUCCCUGCCACCAAACACAAAUUAUGAAUUUGAUGGCUCUCAUUGGGUAACUAUUCAUUUCUGGAUUUUAAUCCCUUUCAGAUUAAUAACCGCAAAAAAAUUAGACAAAGGUGUGGGUUGAUGCUAAAAAUGACAAGCUACGGUUCACAUUCAAGUAGAAAUUGCCUUGUAAUCUAACACUUGAAAUAGUAACGUGCAUGCACAUCUUUUUCUCAUUUGAAAAGAGAAGGAAAGAAAUGGCUAUCUCUGAGGAUAUAGAGAAUUGUGAUGGUAGCUUAGUGGAGCCAUUUGUUGGGCAAAAGAAAGAGAUUGGUAGAAAACAGGAGAGUGAAAAGAAUGGUGGUGAUCUUGGAAUGGUUCUUUUCAGCACCGCUAUUGCAAUCUGUGGUUCUUUUGUGUUUGGUUGUUGUGUUGGAUACUCUGCGCCUACCCAAUUUGGUAUUAUGAAUGACCUUAGCCUUUCCUAUUCUGAGUACUCAGUCUUUGGAUCCAUCUUAAAUAUUGGCGCUAUGAUCGGUGCAAUCACAAGUGGGCGAAUUGCAGAUUCCGUUGGCCGGAAGGGGGCUUUGAGGAUGUCAUCAAUUAUCUGCAUAGCAGGAUGGAUUGCAAUCUACUUAUGCCAAGGACCUCUGUUCCUUGAUUUUGGCAGAUUUUUAACAGGAUAUGGCAUUGGUGUUAUUUCUUAUGUGGUACCUGUAUUUAUUGCUGAAAUUACUCCUAAAGAACUUAGAGGAACUCUAGCAGCUGCGAAUCAGUUCUUUAUUGUUGUUGGGAUAAUGGUAAUCUACUCAAUAGGGGCACUUGUUAACUGGAGGAUCCUUGCCAUAACAGGAACCAUCCCGUGCUUGAUUGUGAUUAUUGGUCUUUUCUUCAUUCCAGAGUCCCCUAGAUGGCUGGCAAUGGUUGGUCGCCAGCACGAGUCCGAAUCAUCACUCCAAAGACUUAGGGGAGCUAACGCUGAUAUUUCUCAGGAAGAGUCUGAUAUUCAAGAAUCUUUAGCGCUCAUUCGGAGACUUCCAAAAGUAACCGUACUAGACUUGUUUCACAGAAGAAACAUCCGAUUUGUCAUUGUUGGAGUUGGACUGAUGGCGUUCCAACAAUUUGGUGGAGUUAAUGGAAUAAUUUUCUAUGCUAACCAGAUUUUUGCAUCAGCAGGAGUUCCCCCAAGUGUUGGAAGUAUUCUCUACUCUGGUCUGCAGGUCCUUAUGACAGCAUUUGCUGCAAGCUUAGUUGAUAGGGCUGGGAGAAGACCACUUCUUAUAGUUUCUGCUACUGGAUUGCUACUGAGCAAUGCUCUAAUUGGAACUUCCUUCUUUUUAAAGGGAAACCAUUUAGCUCUUGAAUUGGUUCCAAUCCUGGCAAUCACCGGUGUCAUGUUUUAUAUAGCCUUCUUCUCACUCGGAAUGGGAGCAAUUCCUUGGGUUCUAAUGUCUGAGCUAUUCCCAUUGCAUCUAAAGGGAAUCGCUGGGAGCCUGGUGACAUUGGUAAAUUGGUUUGGUGCUUGGUUUAUAUCCUUCACUUUCAAUUUUCUUAUGGGCUGGAGUUCUUUUGGUACAUUUUUCUUGUAUGCUUGUAUUUGUCUCUGCAAUAUCUUUUUCAUUGUCAAAAUGGUGCCAGAAACCAAAGGCCGAACACUCGAAGAGAUUCAAGCUUCUGUAAAUUAGCAUUGAAGGACCAAACAUAUGAAGGUGAAGUUCCAUUUUCUUAUAGGGAAGAUAAAAGAGAAGAAGAAGUUUAUCCCCUUUACUGCAAGUCAGAGUGGCAAUUGGUGGCUGAUAUCUUCACCAGGGCACUGCCUGAAGGCAAGUUUGAGGUGCUGAAAUUGAAAAGCUUGGAGUUUCAAGACGAAGUCUUAAGGAGGAGCGUUCUGAAUUUAGACUUUGCCUUAGGCGAAUCAAUGCUAGUUGAUAGCCUGCUUGUUUUAGUUUGUAAAUUGAAGAACGCAGUGGAUGUAAGGAUAACCUAUGCUUUAGUAGGUAAUAAAUUAUGGGAUAUCCUGAAAUUUAGAAAUUAGUUACCUUAUACAAGUGAUGCAGUAGUUAGUUGUUUUAAGUGUUCGACUUGGAUUAAUGUUGUAAUAUUCCUGCUAUAAAAAGCAACCUUUUGUUGAUGGUAAA
Ricinus communis (castor bean) is the source of this 2129-nucleotide messenger RNA. RefSeq names its product sugar transporter ERD6-like 8. Bases 210 to 1676 code for a protein of 488 amino acids. Gene Ontology annotation, biological process: transmembrane transport; carbohydrate transport. The transcript is spliced from 18 exons. Gene Ontology annotation, molecular function: sugar transmembrane transporter activity. Gene Ontology annotation, cellular component: membrane. Lineage: Eukaryota; Viridiplantae; Streptophyta; Magnoliopsida; Malpighiales; Euphorbiaceae. The record is from RefSeq and is a predicted model, not a curated record.